GAGUGGCGGGGGCCCCAGCAUAUCCUCGCUUCGGGCCGCAUCCUGGAAUACCACAGAGAGACCUCGGACUCUGAUUCAUUCCUCCCAGCGAGUCCUUGAGGACAGAGUGCCUGAGGCCCCGGGUCUGGACACCAGAGUUCCUUGCGCUGUGGACUUCCUGCGGGGAAGGAGUACCCCCGGGCUCUGGCGUGAGCAAAUUUUCGUUUAAAUUCCAAAUGAAAAUGUUUGAGAGCGUUGACUCUACAACCACAAAAUCUGGCCCAGAUCUUUGGGCUGAAAUCUGUUCCUGUCUGCCAAAUCCUGACCAAGAGGAUGGUGCCAAAAAUGCCUUCUCAGACUCCUUUUUGGAUUCUUACCCUGCAGGCACGAGCCAGAGGGAGGCCCCAGACUUUGCUACUCAGCCAGCCAUAAAACCUUGGGCUCCCUUGCAGGAUUCAGAAGUGUAUCUAGCAUCUCUAGAGAAGAAACUGAGAAGAAUCAAAGGUUCAAAUCAGGAAGUGACUUCUAAGGACAUGCUUCGAACCCUGGCCCAAGCCAAGAAGGAAUGCUGGGAUCGGUUCCUCCAGGAAAAGUUAGCAUCAGAGUUCUUCGUGGAUGGACUCGAUUCUGAUGAGAGCACCUUGGAACAUUUCAAGAGGUGGCUCCAGCCAGAUAAAGUAGCCAUCAGUACAGAGGAGGUCCAGUAUCUGAUUCCUCCAGAGUCACAGGUUGAGAAGCCAGUGUCUGAGGACGAGCCAGCGGCAGAGGAACAAUAAAUUACACAUACUUUCACACACAUGUGCUUGCGCUGAGCUGCUGUCUUGAGUCCAGAGGGAACAGUGGAGAGCUCAGCAGCAGCAGCGGCAAGGAGGAAACUUGGGAGGGAGAAAACCCAAUCUUCCACUCAACAAGCACACAGCUGUGGGCCCCUGAGGACUUGCUUGGGGCUGCCAUGUGUGGCUGUCUUUUACGAAGUGACUGACCCGGUGUGCCCUGGAUCAAAAUGUUGCUUUCCUGUAUGUCUCACAGCUUGCUUGAUUGAGGGCUGGUGCUGCAAGUGAAAAGUCUGCUAAGAAUCUAGUGAAGGACCCAGGCAUAAGUGUAUUUGGAGAAACUGAUGCCCUUGUGUAUCAUGUAUACAUUAAGUGAGCCAUAUUUUUCCUUGCCUCUUCUGGAUUUCUGUGCCUGCGUCCCAAGCAUUUCUGUGGUAACUUGUCAGGAGUGAGUGGGGCCAAGGAAAGUGAAGUCUGCCUCCUUAAACCCAAGCCCCAUUUGGGGAUUCGCUAACAAGUCCAUAAUAAAUAUGGGGACUUUCGGAAAAGAA
Pteronotus mesoamericanus is the source of this 1303-nucleotide messenger RNA. RefSeq names its product coiled-coil domain containing 32 (gene CCDC32). Bases 216 to 755 code for a protein of 179 amino acids. The transcript has 4 exons. Gene Ontology annotation, biological process: cilium organization. Lineage: Eukaryota; Metazoa; Chordata; Mammalia; Chiroptera; Mormoopidae. The record is from RefSeq and is a predicted model, not a curated record.